This is a messenger RNA of Orcinus orca (killer whale), 4215 nucleotides long. RefSeq names its product transmembrane protein 229B (gene TMEM229B). Bases 447 to 1091 code for a protein of 214 amino acids. The transcript has 4 exons. The record is from RefSeq and is a predicted model, not a curated record. NCBI's taxonomy places the organism in Eukaryota, Metazoa, Chordata, Mammalia, Artiodactyla, Delphinidae.
ACACAAUGCGGGACUAGGCGCCGCGCGGGAGGACCGGCGGCGUGGGGGAGGCAGGGCCGGCAACUCGCGGGGGGAGCCCGAGCGCCGGGCUUGGGGGCGGGGAGCAGGCGGCGCAGGAGAGCGCCCCGAGCACCGGCGCGGGAGGAGGAGCGGGAGCGAGCAGGGGAGACAGCGCUCCCGGCCGCACCUGCGCCCGGCAGGCGGCCGGCCCUGCCCUGCCCCUGCUCGCGGCCCCGGCCCCGGCCCCGCACCGGAACAUUCCUUUUAAGGUGUGGAUAAUUUCUGACUUGUCAAACUCUCAGCUCCCUUUGUGGCAACACCUGGCUAAGGAGGGAAUGUCGGAAGGGAUACUGAUGCUCUGAGCAAGAAGAAACUCAGCCUUACUGACCAGGGACAAAUGGAAGCCACCCAUCCACUAGCCGAGGAUCAGCUGAGCCCUGGGGCUGAUGCUUGCCCACACUGUUGAGAAUGGCACCGAGGCCCAGCCAGGCACCGGGACAAAGGUUAACCCGGGACACUCCUGGACAGUGAUCCUGAUGUCUGUUCGGAGCCGCGCACUCAAGGGUGUGAUAACCCCAGUCAGCGCCAUGGCUUCCGCCGAGCCCCUGACGGCGCUGUCCCGCUGGUACCUGUACGCCAUCCAUGGCUACUUCUGCGAGGUGAUGUUCACGGCGGCCUGGGAAUUCGUGGUGAACUUUAACUGGAAGUUCCCGGGGGUCACGAGCGUGUGGGCGCUCUUCAUCUACGGCACGUCCAUCCUCAUCGUGGAGCGCAUGUACCUGCGCCUGCGCGGCCGCUGCCCGCUGCUGGUGCGCUGCCUCAUCUACACGCUCUGGACCUACCUGUGGGAGUUCACCACCGGCUUCAUCCUGCGCCAGUUCAACGCCUGCCCCUGGGACUACUCCCAGUUCGACUUUGACUUCAUGGGCCUCAUCACCCUGGAGUACGCCGUGCCCUGGUUCUGCGGGGCCCUCAUCAUGGAGCAGUUCAUCAUCCGCAACACCCUCCGCCUCCGCUUUGACAAGAACGCCGAGCCCGGGGAGCCCAGCGGCCCCCUGGCCCUGGCCAACGGCCACGUCAAGACUGACUGAGCUGGGGGAGGGGGGUGGGCUGGGAGGCUCUCAUGGAUCCUGUGGACAAGGGUACCAAGCUGGUAGGGUUGCCCCCUCUGUACAGCACAAGCCCUGCCCCGUAGGGCACACGGAGCCCCCGUGCCCCACCCCCCGCCACCGUGGGCGGGCGUUGGGGGCGUGGUCAGGCGUUGGGGGCGGGGUGUGGAGGCGGCAGGGGCACUUCGGGUAGGGUCUGUGGAUCUCAGCCCAGCUCAGGGGCGGGAGGCCUGUGGCUACACAGGGACGGGACUACGUGGGUGACUUUGGAAGCAGCAGGCCCUGUCCUGACUAAGGGACACAGAGUGGAGCAGAAGGUGGGAGGCAAAGCCUGAGGAGGCUUUGGGCUGCUGCGGGGGCCACCUGCCUCCCUCUCACCUGGUUUAGUUGGGCUUCAGCUGGUUCCAUUAGGCAAUAUUCAGGUGCUUGCUUGCAACCAAUACCUCCCCCAGGGGCCUGCUGAGCUGCAGCCUAAGAAGAGACUGGGCAGCCAGGAGGCUGCUGGGCGGGAGUGCUGGUCUGCAAGGGCUGGGAGGUCUUCCCUUGGCUCCUUUCCCCUCCCCCAGGGUCCCACGCUGAUCCCUUGGCCUUCGGGGGCUCCCCCCCUGGUGCUGGAUUCCCACCAACCUUGGGCUUUGGGAGGUUUCAAUCCCUGUGUGUCCGGCAGCAUUUCCCCCUUUUCUCUUAUUUUCAAAGCCUUUACCACUAGCAGCCCCUUUAUCCAUGUAAGCACCCCACCUGCCCCACCCACAACUCCCUAGGCAACACAGCAGCUGCCAGAGAUAGAGCCCUGAGCAGACCCCUCCCACCCUCUUGCAGCCUUCCCUCCACUAUUGUCGAUGGCCCGAUUCCUGAGAAGUCCCCCCUUAUGCCUCCCCACCUGCCCCGGUCUGGGGGAUUGUGGCAGGGCCCCUGGUGCUCACCUCCUUGCAGUGGCUAAAAACGAAUGAUACCCCCAACGCAGAGUCAGGCCAUCAUGGGCCCCAUGGAUCCACAGUGGGGACCUAGAGACAAAUCAGUGUGAAGGGGGGAAGUUGGGCAGUAAAGGUACCUGACUGGUUUAUUUUCAAACCAGCCGGGGCAGUCUAGCUUUCUAGGUGGUGGAGGAGCCGGUAUGCAGUGGUGGAGAGUCAUGGAGACUGAGGGAGGGAGAAAGAGAGAGCCUUUCAGCUUUGGGAGGGUCUUCGAAGCAUCCUUAGUGGGAAUGGGUCAGUACUGGUUCUGCCAUAGCCCCAGCCCUGCAGCAAAACCUCCUCAGGGCUACCCCGUCCUCGGCCCUCCCAGAAAGGCUGACCCACUGAGCUUGCUCCUUAAACAGUAUUAACUCUGCCGUGCUCAUGGGCAUUGUCCUCUCGGUUGCCCCGCCUUCCUCAGUGACAGGUCCAUUGCUGGCAGUAGACAGGUGAAAUCCUAACUCCAGCCCACUUCCAGCUCUGCCCCCUCCCUGAGUGGAGGGGUCCAUCAGAACACAGCCUUUCCCACGGUACAUGGUCUCUUCUUGACCACACUAUGACCCUUAGGUAGAAAUCAGCCUUUCCCUUUUUAUAGAACAUUAAAAGUGAUAAUACCACCUGUGGAGAGAAUCUCCUCUUCUUGCUGUACUGCUCCACCUAGACUGUGCAGACAGCACCAGCUAGGGCACAGGCCAGGGUGGGGAUGCGGGGGGGGUGGGCAGGGGUGGUGUCCUGGAUUGGGAGAAAGGCUGGGAGACUCUGCCUUUGGCAGGGUUGUGUUCUGCAGUGACCCUGUCCAGGACAGUUUGAAGGGCGAUCCCCAGCCUCUACGUCCUGGGCAGGCUCCUCCAGUCUAGGCACAACCUACAUUCUGCAGGGGUUAACCCUACCUUUGAUUUUACUGUGGCCCCAAUUCCAGGGCUUUGGGGCUUCUAGGGGUUCAGCCUUCCAGUGGGGGUCAAUUGCUUUCCAUCUACAGGUGGAGGGGAUUCCAGAGGAAGAAUAGUGUCUGGUUCCCGGUUCUGUCAGUAAUUGUUUCCUCGGUCUUCUCCCCUUGAUCCACAUUAUCUCGGUCUCCUGGACCCCACUACCCCUCUAAGCCCCUUGGACCACACUACUCACCUUUGCUCUCCCCUCCACGACAGAAUCUGGUGGUCAGCUUGUUGAUGUCUCCCAGCCCAAGGCCUCCAUGAUUCUCUGCCAGGGCAAGCCCUUGGGUGGCCCACUGGGUCUGGCCGCUCCAGAGGUUGCCCUGUCUGUUCCCUGGCACUAUCUCUCGGGGCCCUACAAAAACUCCCAAGUGCGAGAGGUCCCCGAGUAAACCUGCCUGCCUGGCAACGUGCAGAGCACUGUACUUCUGCUUCAUCCAGGUGCCCUGAGGCUCCUAUUCUCCCUUAUAGGGGACAGAGCCCCUAGCAAAGGGAGGUGAUGACCUGGAGCUUGACCACGGGAUCUGUGUGUCUUCAGGGCCCCAAUCCCAUAGUGCCCAAGGACUCAAAGUUUGGAGUAAUCCCAGCCCUGCAAAGCAGAGAAUCUGCUCACUUUUUAUGAACCUCUGGUGUCCUGGGCCUCUCUCCACAGGACAUGGCAGCAUCUCUGAGUCACAGAUCGCCAUGUGCUGCCCUGCAUGGUUGAAUCGCUUCUGACAUCUGCUAGGCAUCCUGUCCCUUGUGCCGUGUCCCCCCCCCCCCCCAUGCCAGUGAGUCACAAUGGUCUAUGCUUAUUCACAGCAAUAAUACCUAGGGAGUGCCCAUGAAGUCCUUUUGUCCUGGUCCCUCGCUUUCUGCAUGGGUCUCCUGGGGAGGCAGCCACUGAGUGGGUCAGUUAGGAGAACCUGUAUUUAUAGAGCUCUGGGCUAUGCAGACACCACCACAGGGGAUGCAGAAAAUUGGGAGGCUCAGGCCUGGAGGGCUUACGGCUAAGGCAGGGAAAGCACCUUCCACUCUGAGGCCACCCCAGGCCUGGAGGAGCGGCAGGUCCCUGCUCUACAAAAGGGGCUUUGAGGCGGGUGGGACUGUCUCCCAGCUAUGACACCUCUUCGGAAGGAUACAUGCCUGGUUUGUGCACCCUGCCUGCUCUGUCUCCAUUGGUCUCUUUGUCUCUUUCUUUUCACAUUCAUGCACACAAAAUAUACCGGUGUUUGUGUUCCAGGA